UUGGUUACCAGGUAACCAAAAUCCAGGGAUUAAAUGUUCGCUCUGUAUCAGGAUGCUGGAGGUCCAUUACAAGUUUCCAUAAUGUAUUUUCAUUAUUUAGAGCAUUUAGCAGAUUAGAGGAGAGGAGGCAAAGCGCCCAAUGAGUCACUGAGAUUAACGAUAACGUAGGCCGGGCCCAGAAACAUACAGGAAGUCGCCAGGAUUGCUGGUAUAAAAGGAAAUGAAGCUGAAGCCCUCGAUUCUACAGGAGUCCUGCAGAACGGAGGGAUGAAGGAGAAACUUUUCCACACUAUGACACCUGCUGUUCCUCUGAUGGGCUUUAUAAAAUCAGCUGAAGUGUCUGUUCUGCUGAUGUUUGUUCUCUGCACGGCGGACACCUACUCCAGUCUCGAUUCCUCAAAUUUGGGCUGCAUGGAAUGUCGGCUGGAGAGCAACGUUUUCUUUUCAAGGGAAGGGAAACCGGUCUACCAGUGCAAGGGCUGCUGCUUCUCCAGAGCGUACCCAACACCUCUGCGAGCCAUGCAGACCAUGACGGUUCCAAAGAACAUCACCUCAGAGGCAACGUGCUGCGUUGCAAAGCACAGCCACGAGACAAUCGUAGAUGACAUCCCACUGAGAAACCAUACGGAGUGUCACUGCAGCACCUGCUAUUAUCACAAGAUGUGAUCAAUGAGAAGUGAUCAGUCUGUGCUCAGCUUUGCAAUACAAUUGGAUUCUUUUCAAAAUAAAAUAAAAGCACAAGCUCUUCUUUAUUGCAAACUACUUGCUUUUGGCCACACCUGAUAGUAUUUUUGAAGUACUCUUGGAUCUGUUAAAUGUAACUAGAUGUCAUUUUUACACUGAUAAAUGUAUUUGAUUUAUUGAUUUCUUUAAAAGUAAUAAAACUUUCUGGUCAAGAA
Messenger RNA from Oryzias melastigma (Indian medaka), 899 nucleotides. It is a transcript of the gene cga, whose product is annotated as glycoprotein hormones, alpha polypeptide. Bases 268 to 666 code for a protein of 132 amino acids. The transcript has 4 exons. The record is from RefSeq and is a predicted model, not a curated record. Gene Ontology annotation, cellular component: extracellular region; follicle-stimulating hormone complex. NCBI's taxonomy places the organism in Eukaryota, Metazoa, Chordata, Actinopteri, Beloniformes, Adrianichthyidae. Gene Ontology annotation, biological process: positive regulation of steroid biosynthetic process; thyroid hormone generation. Gene Ontology annotation, molecular function: follicle-stimulating hormone activity.